Messenger RNA from Caenorhabditis sp. 36 PRJEB53466, 2926 nucleotides. The record is from the annotation of a GenBank genome assembly. NCBI's taxonomy places the organism in Eukaryota, Metazoa, Nematoda, Chromadorea, Rhabditida, Rhabditidae.
AUGUACGGAGGAUACCCAGGAGCAUAUGGGUAAGCAGAUUUUGGUUCCAAAACGUUGCAAAAAUGUGUUUUCAGUGGUUACGACCAGAAUUAUCAAGUGACAGGCGCCCCGAACACAUAUUGUCAGGUUCAACAACAGCAUCAGGAGUAUUAUAAGUUAGCUUUUUUUCUAAAAACAUUUUUGUAUUCAAUACGGAAAUAACUUACAGCGGUGCCAAUCCAUACGCUAACUAUGGCUACGGUGGACCAAACGCGCCGCUUCCUCCACCUCCACCACCGCCAGCAGUUGGGUAUUCUUCGUGGCUUGCUUAAUAUAAAUGUUUCAGGCACCUCAGUUACCAUCAGACUACAUCGCAAAUUCCUAUCGCACUUUCCCAUCCGCACCAACCAAGUUGGGUCCCCCCGCUGGAUUCUACAAAGGCCCAAAAGCGCAGCAGCAAGCAGGUAGUUGAAAAUGUUCGAUCUUCGAAGUAAGGAAAGUAUACUCUAUAGGAACAUACAAUAGCAGCACGUAUGAUGCUGCUGUCUUCAACUAUGCACACAGCGGACAAAAACGGAUAAAUAUGGGUGGACAAGGCGGCUCUCGACGCUUCGGUGGACAGGGAACUGGUGACUCGAAACAAUAUUAUUGCGAUGUUUGUUUUCAGAUAUCCAGGUUCGCAUUUUAAUUACCAAUUUUAUAGGUUUGCAAGAUUUCUUGUGCUGGCAAUAUAACGUACAGGGAACACUUGGAGGGCCAACGUCACAAAAAGAAAGAAGCAGCAGCGAAAGAAGGAGUGCCAUCCACAUCCCUCGCCAAAAACAAGCUCUCGUAUCGCUGUGAUCUGUGCGAUGUGACAUGUACUGGACAGGAUACGUACGCUGCGCACGUUCGUGGAAGCAAACACGUGAAAACAGUGGCUCUUCAUCGCAAGCUUGGAAAACCAGUUCCAGAAGACGUUCCGACAAUCAUCGCUCCGGGAGAAGACGGUCCAACUGAAACCAAGGCAAAACCGAAAUGGCAUCAGCAAUCACUGCCAGGCGGAAAAAAGUUUGUACUUAGUUUUCUGUGAAGAUUUCAUAAACACCUAUGUAUUCAGAGUGAUCGGAAUCAAUACGGUCAAUUUCGUGGGAGGAACCAAGCUCAGCUCGACAGGACAGUUGGAAGAAAAGAAGAGAGAAGUCGCUGCUGCCGUUUCGAGUGUUGGAAAGCCAAAUAUUGAAGUAGAAGAUGAGAAUCUGAAAGCUUUGAUGGCCGCGGAAAUCGUGAAGCCUGUCGGUGAAGAGCACGUGACGGAAGAAAGGGACACGACUGGAAAGCUCAUUCAAUUCCACUGCAAACUGUGCGAUUGCAAGUUCUCCGACCCCAACGCCAAGGAAAUUCACGUAAAAGGACGUCGCCAUCGUCUUGCCUACCGACAAAAGAUUGACCCGACAUUCGUCGUUGAUCCGAAACCAAGGGAAACGAAAAAAACCAACGAAAAGUUCAAUUCGGCUAUUCCUGCUGCGCAGACCACUUUUAAAGGUCCACUCGCACAUCGUGGCUCGUACUUUGCCCAGCCUUCUCCUGACGGCCGCGAGUUCAACAUAGUUGAUGAGAGAACUGUUGAUGAAAAGUACAAAAUGCUGAAUCCAGGAAUAGAGUUCAGCACGAAAAUCGAUAGAUUCAUUGUUGACAUAAAUAUGACACUGAAGACAGUGUCCGAGAAACUGGAGAGAUCCGCGAGAGGGCUAGCGGAAGACGCGGAACUCGUCGAUGCUCCGGGUACUGUUCGAGCCAUAUUGGGGGUGGCAAGAGUCGGAACGAUCUCCAAGAACACGUACAUCAAGGGAGAACAGAUGGGAGAGGCUGUUCUUUCGUGCACUAACGUUCCGACGUGCGCUCUCGUACAACAAGUGAAGGAGUUCUUCCAAGCUACUUCGGUACGUCUCCCCUUCAGCUUCCCUCUCAAUUUCCAAGCUUUUCAGACUGAAAUGUCAAUUUGCGACGACGUGUCUCCAGUCUGUCUCAUCGUCUCCGCUUCCUACUUUCCAGAAAUGAAGUGUCGUCUCAUGUUCACCUCGACUGCCAUUAGAAAUGUUGGAGAAGGUAUGUAAUUCUUAAGCUGAGAUGGAAAACCUAUCGAGAAUUCAGAUACCGACUGUCCGGACAAAGAUACGUGUGUUAAAGCGCUCGCGUACAUUCGGCACGCCAAGUGGUAUCAGGUGAGUUUUCUUGGAUAGGAGAAAAAAAGUGUGAAUGCGUAUCGUUAAGAGUCACUGCACAUACCUGAACUCUUGCCAGAGCGUCGUCCGUCUCUUCCGUGACGCUCGUUUCCGUUACGAAGUCUGGUCUAUUCUCGAUGAUUACGUUAGUUCCCAUUUCAAGAACCGAAUAAAUAAGUUGUUCUCAGAAACUCGAGUUGCUCGUGGCCAAUAUAAUCGAUUCUUCGUCCACAUCGCUCACUAUUGGUGAAGCCUUCAAAAGGGUUCUUGAGGCUAUUUCUGCUGGUGUCCUCUACUGGGGUCAGUUUCUGAAAAGAUGCUCAUUUGAAAACAACGAUUUAAGCAAUCCUUCCGGAUCCGUGCGAGACAACGAAACCCAAUGUGCUGGAUGCAUUGACAGAAGAGCAGAAGCACACUCUCACCUGCUGCGCCCAGAACAUGCUCCGGCUUGUUGCUUUCAAUCAAAUACAUACAGUCAGUGCCUUUGAAAAAUCAGCCAGUUCACGAAUAACUCUUUCCAGGUUCUUGGCAUCGAACGACUUCCGGAGUUUUCUUCUGACGUCCCAUCGCUGAAGAGGCCAAUCGAUUCGAACGGAAGCAUUGGCGAAGAACACGCCGAAGAAGAGUCGUAUCCGAAGAAAGCAUGUGUGGAGGAGGAGCAGAACGGACAGUCUGAAAAGACCGAAUCCGAGACCAAGCAGGAGGAAGGGAGAUGCGAACCUAUGGAAACUAAUGUCUUCUGA